AUGGCGAAAGGAUCCAAGUCAGCGGUACCAGCUACGCCGGUGAAGUCGGGACGAGGAUCGGCCGAAGGUUCGUCAACGAUCGCGAGUGACUUAACGUCUCGGUUGUCGACGAUCUCCGAAAGGUCGGUCAGUUUCGAAGAGUCGGUUGACCAAGAUUCGGACGCCAAGGAUGACAUGAUGAUGGACUAUGGUGACCUGGAGGAGAAGACUCCAGCGACGACGCAGGAGUUCGGAGAUGAAGAAGAUGCGAUGCUGUCCGUGGGACGUAGCGGAGGCUCGCGCUCCUUGUCCCGGAACCUCGUCGCGGAAUUUGAUGAAGAUGGCACCGAGACAUCGGCUUCGAGGGCUCUGGUGCAGGUUACUAAGGGUCCUCAAGAAUCCCGCGGAAGUCGGCCCGCUAUGAACAGCAGCACUCCAGCUGCGAACAAGGUGCUCGGCAGAAUGCUCGAGCAGAUGGUGGAGUCGAGCGAGUGGAUAUGGCAGUUAGUGGCUCAGAAUGCCUUUUGGGCUUAA
This is a messenger RNA of Phytophthora sojae, 513 nucleotides long. RefSeq lists its product as hypothetical. NCBI's taxonomy places the organism in Eukaryota, Oomycota, Peronosporomycetes, Peronosporales, Peronosporaceae. The record is from RefSeq and is a predicted model, not a curated record. The transcript has 2 exons. The coding region runs from base 1 to 513 and encodes 170 amino acids.